GUGUAUAUAUAUAAGAAAAGGAUGUUCUUUUGAUAAAUAACUUGCCUUUCAUUCAUCACAUCUCAGCCUGACCCUCCCCAAACUCUCUCAGAUCUCUUCGAUCCGGUGAGAUCUCUCUUCCAAAGGAAAAAAAAAGGGAGUUUUAGUUGCAUCAAAGAUGAAGGCACUCAUUCUUGUUGGAGGGUUCGGUACUCGCUUGAGACCACUGACUCUCAGCUUCCCAAAGCCGCUCGUUGAUUUUGCUAACAAACCCAUGAUCCUUCAUCAGAUAGAGGCGCUCAAGGCAGUAGGAGUUGAUGAAGUGGUUUUAGCCAUCAAUUACCAGCCAGAGGUGAUGCUUAACUUCUUGAAGGACUUUGAGGCGAAGCUGGAAAUCAAAAUCACUUGCUCACAGGAGACUGAGCCUAUGGGUACUGCUGGUCCUCUGGCUCUAGCUAGAGACAAAUUGGUUGAUGGAUCUGGAGAGCCUUUCUUUGUGCUCAACAGUGAUGUGAUCAGUGAGUACCCGCUCAGUGAAAUGAUUGAGUUUCACAAAGCUCAUGGUGGUGAAGCCUCCAUUAUGGUCACAAAGGUUGAUGAACCGUCGAAGUAUGGAGUUGUGGUGAUGGAAGAAACAACAGGAAAGGUUGAAAAGUUUGUGGAGAAGCCAAAGCUGUAUGUAGGCAACAAGAUCAACGCUGGGAUCUACCUUCUAAACCCCUCUGUUCUUGACAAGAUUGAGCUAAGACCAACGUCAAUAGAGAAAGAGACCUUCCCCAAGAUUGCAGCAGCUCAAGGGCUAUAUGCGAUGGUGCUACCUGGAUUCUGGAUGGACAUUGGACAACCCAAGGACUACAUAACGGGCUUAAGACUCUACUUAGACUCUCUGAGGAAGAAAUCUCCAGCGAAGCUAACCACCGGUGCACACAUUGUUGGGAAUGUUUUGGUGGAUGAAACCGCUAAGAUUGGGGAAGGGUGUUUGAUAGGACCGGACGUGGCUAUUGGUCCGGGGUGCGUUGUUGAGUCAGGGGUGAGGCUCUCGCGGUGCACGGUGAUGCGUGGGGUGAGGAUCAAGAAGCAUGCGUGUGUCUCGAGUAGUAUCAUUGGGUGGCACUCGACGGUGGGGCAGUGGGCGAGGAUUGAGAAUAUGACGAUACUUGGGGAAGAUGUUCAUGUGGGUGAUGAGAUUUAUACUAAUGGAGGAGUUGUUUUGCCACAUAAGGAGAUCAAAUCCAACAUCUUGAAGCCAGAGAUAGUCAUGUGAUAUGAUAUCUAUGUUGGAACUUUGUGUGUGUUUUGAAUCUUUCAACUUUGUGCUUUUGUUAUUCUUAUUGGAUUGAAUAAAGGAAAAAAAAAUGCUGUAUAUCUUGUUGUUAGGGUUUAUGCCUUUUGGUGUUUUUGUCUCUAUAACUUGUCAAACGGUUCUCAAUUAUUUGAAGUUUUGUAACUUAAUCAACACAUUUUAUCAA
This is a messenger RNA of Brassica oleracea var. oleracea, 1448 nucleotides long. Its product is annotated as mannose-1-phosphate guanylyltransferase 1. The record is from RefSeq and is a predicted model, not a curated record. Lineage: Eukaryota; Viridiplantae; Streptophyta; Magnoliopsida; Brassicales; Brassicaceae. Gene Ontology annotation, biological process: cell wall mannoprotein biosynthetic process; GDP-mannose biosynthetic process. Gene Ontology annotation, cellular component: cytoplasm. The transcript is spliced from 4 exons. Gene Ontology annotation, molecular function: mannose-1-phosphate guanylyltransferase (GTP) activity; GTP binding. The coding region runs from base 158 to 1243 and encodes 361 amino acids.